AUUAGCAGCGUGCUGGCGAGACGGCGGCUCCUAAUUGGCUGAGAGGACGGAUGGAGGGGGCGUGGCCAAAUAAAACAGGCGGGGUUUGCGGUACAAGAAAGCACGACCACAUCUGUCUUUUUUAUUUUGAUGCGGACAUCAUUUCCAAGUUCAGUUAAAUAAAUCAAGUUUCAAUCACAACAGGUCAUACGUAAUAUAGUUCGUAGAAACUGAUUAUUCAACAGAUGUAUGGUCCUGACGGCAAAGGCUACUGUGCAGUUAUCGACCCGCCUCGACUUCUUGUGGAAAUCUUUCAAUCCGAACAGGAUACAGAAGAGUCGAUAAAGAAGUUCUCACCAAGAUCGAUUUAUCUUUCUUAGCCGGCGGCCUCCUCAACACCCGCCAGUCGUCCAGCCAGCAGGUGGGUCAGAGAUGGCGAUCGCUCAUGUCGCCACCGAGUACGUGUUCAGUGACUUCCUGCUGAAGGACCCGACCCAGGCACGCUACCAGAACAUCCGCACAGAGCUGGCCGUGGACAAGAUGGUGACCUGCGUGGCCGUGGGCCUGCCUCUCCUCCUCAUCUCGCUCGCCUUUGCACAGGAAGUGUCCGUCGGAACUCAGAUCAGCUGCUUCGCUCCGUCUAACUUCUCGUGGAGACAGGCGGCCUACGUGGACUCGUAUUGCUGGGCCUCGGUGCACACACACGCACUGCCCCUGUGGCUGCACAAGUUCUUCCCCUACAUCCUGCUGCUGGUGGCCGUGCUGAUGUACACGCCGGCGCUGUUCUGGCGCUUCACCGCCGCGCCGCUGCUCCAGUCGGACCUCGGCUUCAUCAUGGAGGAGCUGGACCGCUGCUACAACCGGGCCGUCACCCUGGCCAAGCGCAUGGCCACGCACGACCUGCCCUCAUCUGACGGCGACCCCACCGACGGCUGCUUCAUGUACCCCCUGGUGGAGAAGUACCUGGUGACCAAGCGCUGCUCCCGAGGGGUGCUGGUCCGGUACCUGGUGUGCCGCGGAGCCACGCUGCUCAUCCUGCUGUGCGCGUGCGUGUACCUGGGCUACUACCUGCGGCUGGCCUCCCUCACCGACGAGUUCGGCUGCUCGCUGCGCACCGGCCUCCUGGUGGACGACCCCACGGUCCCGGAGAAGGUGCAGUGCAAGCUGAUCGCCGUGGGGGUCUUCUCCCUGCUCUGUCUCGUCAACCUGGUGCUGUUCUCCGCGUUGGUUCCCGUGGUCAUCUACGCCGGUCUCCGCCCCCUCCUCUGCAUCGGAAACGCCUCCUUCCUGGACACGUACCAAUCGCUGCCCACCGUCAGCGUUCUGCCCCGGCCCGGCGGCCAAUGGGACGACCUGGCUCUGUACCUGCUCUUCCUGGAAGAGAACCUCAGUGAACUCAAGUCUUACAAGUACAUCAAGGUGUUGGAGCUGCUGAAGCGCAGGGGGGAGUGCUCCGGCGAGGACUUUGACAGUAUGGGACUGCUGCAGACGCUGUGCCUGGUGAAGAUGGACGCGGUCGACGGCAAGAAGGCCCCGAGAGGCGCUGACAAACGGGCCGACCUCGCCGCCCCCAGCCCCAACGGCAGCCCCGGCCUGCCGGGCCCGACCAACACCCCCUGCCCCGGCGGCGUGCCCAGCAGGGAGGGCUCGAAGACGGGCUCGGUGGCCGACAGCACCGGCCAGGAGACGGAGAUGCAGGAAUUCACUCGAUUGCUCCGAACAGACAGCCAUGUGAUUGGCUGAAGCCAACUGCCGUAGGGUGGGCCAGUUGGCAAGGGCACCGUCUGAUUGGUUGCUGUUGUCGGCCGGGCAGCCGCGGCUUUGGACGUGACUAUUGGAUGUGUUCUCGUGCAGCAGUGUCUCCUGCUCUCUGUCCUGUACCGUUUUACACACCACCCUGUGCCGACACGGGUCCAGCCUGGUUAUAUGUUCUCAGUCUGGUUCCUUACAGAGGAGCCUUGCCUACAAGCUGCUGGAGUACAUGUGUUCUUUUGGAUUCACUGAAUGUGUCGCAACUGCUGGUACUUAUUAGUGUGUGUGUGUGUGUGUGUGUGUGUGUGUGUGUGUGUGUGUGUGUGUGUGUGUGUGUGUGUGUGUGUGUGUGUGUGUGUGUGUGUGUGUGUGUGUGUGUGUGUGUGUGAUUGCUUACUUAAAGGGGCUUCUAAUUUAGAAAUUUCAAACCAUUUCAAAAUCAGCCGGACGGGUGAGAGUCCGCCCAGAAGUUGGUAUAUUUAAGUUAAAGUAUAAACGGGGGCCCUUUUACUUUUACCAUGUGUGGCCACCAUUGUCAUAUUUUAGUGUCCAGAGGUCGGUUUGAACAUUAGCAAUAGUCAGUUAUUUUUUUGUGUCAUUCCGACUCAACUUAUCAACUGUUGAAUUUAUUCCUGGUUAUUAUGGGGAAAAUAAUUAGCUACCUUGUACUAAACAACAUGUACAUUAACACUGAAUUGUGCAGAUACUUCAAUGACCAGUGGGAGCUCAAGACAAUCGUUUGAUACCUGGUACGACUACCCUGCAAAUGAUGCAACGUAAAGAUUUUUCAGGAUUGUAACCUAGUUUACCUUUUUUAUAUUACUCGCACAAGCAGCUUUCCUGGUACCUUCCUAAAUCCUGUUAAAGCCAAACAUAAUAAACACACUUAAUCUUUGUUCAGUAUAAGCCAAAGUGAAGCUAGCUAGCCAAGAUCGAUGUGUGGGGUGGUCAUUACCCAUGAUGCACUGCUUCCUCGCGUAACAAUACCUUGGCUGCAGCUACUCUCGAUCAAAAUUUGCCAAGCCUACUCUAAUACCAAACCAUAGUGCAUCAUGGGAAAUUAGCCCAAACGUAACUGACGCCUUUGCCCUCAGACAAGUUAUGAACAAAAGGCCUUCCAAACAUAUAAUAUUCAUGCUUAAUCUUUCAAAUAUGUUCAUAUUGACAGGUUGUUAAAUGUGCCAUUUGUUCAGGAAUCUCAGGGAGUUUUGCUUCUUAUGUGUUGUGCCUUUAAGAUGUUCUUGUGCCUGUAACCGUCUGCCUGUGAACUGUCUGCCUGUGAACUGACAUUUUGUUUUGUAAUUUGUAUGAGGCAUGUUAUAAACUGUUCUUUCAAUGUCAAUAUGGCAACAAUGACUGAUGUUUCGCUUUAGCAUGUUAUGCUAUUGUAGUUAGUUAAUCAAAAACAUUCAGCUUUUAAUGUACCUGAACCUUUAUAAAUUAGUUAAGGAUGAGUCUGGGAUUGCCAAUAUAUUUGUGUUAGUUUGUUACUGCCUUUUGUACAUUUUUAUGGCAAAUGUAACUAAUUUUUAUAGGUUUUAAAGACAUUUUAAAAAAUUUCAAACUUUGAAUUAUCACAUGAAGUCCAACUAUUGAUGACUCAAGACUAUACAAUAAUAUUCAUUGGAUGAUAUUUUGUAUUUGUAAUGUCAUAAGUUCAAAUGUCAUAUUAGAGGGGGUUGUACAGUUACAGUUCAGUUACAGCUAUGAUUCCUAUUAAUCAAUUGGCUUGAUUUAAGAGUUGAUUCCCUUUCAAAACAUGUUGGGACUGCUCUCUUCCUCUCUUCAUAUAUAUAUAGAUUGAUAGAUGGAUAGAUAGAUAUAAUGGAUGCAGUCUGAAAUACAGCUCUAUAUAGUAUCAGACGGUAUUUAGAUUCUGUAUGGCUAUAUAGAGCUAACCACACCCAUCUUACAAUGUCCUUUUCAUGGAGGAGAAAGACAAUUCCAUUGCUGAGAAACCACUAUCACUGUCUAUCCCACCUCUAAUUUCAUUCCCCAUGCUUAAAAAAGUAAAACCUUUUUGAGGCAUGGAUGAACAGUUUACUAGUGAAUGUGCCCACUUUUCCUAAAAAAAAUACAUAAAACUGGCACCCAUUGAGGCUUACCUGAUUAUUGAGUAUUAUAUAUAGUUUGUAGCAGAUAUCAGGUGGUGAUACUGACAUGUUGAUUCUCAGAUGCUUGCUUGGUUUUUAUUCACGCCUGAUUUGCCUGCAUAAAAAAUAUGUACCUUGCCUUUUUAAACAGCAGGGGUCGCAAGCCUAUGCAUUAUUUGUAUUAACCACUACCAUUUCGCGGGACUAGAUAUUUUCACCUGGGUAGAGGACGUAUUGGGGGUAAGAGGUAGUUGCAGGGUGGUGUGGAAAAGCAAAAAGAGAUAUCUAUACAUUUAUAAUGUACAUUGCGUUAUAUCUUAGGAAUUUGUAAAUUAGGGAGGCAAAGCACCAUAGAUCCACCAAAGCCUGCCACCUACAGUUGAUAUCAGAUCUUCUGAAACUGAUAAUCACAUCACUGCAGGAUAGCAACCACAAGGAACAAGAGAGAAAGACAGAAAGAAAAGAAGGGACAGGAAGUCGACACGCAGGUCAUCUUAAAAUAAUCUGUUUUUAUUUAUCUUGGUUUGAAACACGAGGUUCAGUCGCAGGGCUCUCUGGUCAGCGGUGCUAAGCUAGUCUGUGGCUUGAGACGCGCACACCAGGACACGCCCCCCAAUCAACAAACUUGACGUAAAUUGAAUCAAGAUAUGAUUCAUUACGUCUGAUGAUGGCUAGAUGUUGAAACUCAAGAUGGGAGCGAGAGACUAGGUGGGUAUGCCUUCCACCGUGGCAACGCCAGACAAUGCCUGUCCGUGCGAUUGGCUCGUCGCUUGCUCUUAAAUUGAGAAGCACUGACGAAAAAAUUAAAAAGUUAUAUGCUGUUUUUUGUCUCUUUUCCUCCCUGUCAUAAAAACACAACUCGUAAAAACACCAAAGCUAAAUCUACAAACCGAGUGUGAAAUUUGAUACAUCACUUCCUGUUGCCCUUAUUAGGAACACAAGGUCAGUUCAUAAAUAAUAAGUGUAUAUUUCACCUCCAACUAAGGUUGCAAGGAAGGGGUUAAUUGUUCUGAAUU
Molecule: messenger RNA, 4840 nt
Organism: Gadus macrocephalus (Pacific cod)
Lineage: Eukaryota; Metazoa; Chordata; Actinopteri; Gadiformes; Gadidae
Product: pannexin-1-like
Exons: 9
Coding region: 412-1722 (436 amino acids)
Biological process (GO): positive regulation of interleukin-1 production; monoatomic cation transport
Molecular function (GO): channel activity
Source: RefSeq, a predicted model, not a curated record